GCCACUUUGCUUGUCACGUGACAGGUUUACAACCGUUUAAAAUGGCGACCUCCUAUGUUUGGAAUAGCUUUAACAGGUUCUCGAACCUGAAGAAAAACAUCAUAAAAUGUCAGCCAAUUCUUUGGAAUCACAUUUUACAGCGGCACAUUAGCUAUGGCGGUCGAUUACAGGGCGAUACAGUGCGGAUUGGAUGUGCAUCGGGGUUCUGGGGAGAUACAAUGACAUCGACCCCUCAGCUUCUCCACAAAGGCAAGAUAGAUUACCUGGUCUUGGACUACCUCUCAGAGAUAACCAUGUCCUUACUGGCAGCUAUGAAGAGAAAAGACAAUGCAGCUGGUUACACACCUGACUUUGUACAGACAGUGAUUUCUCCACACAUAAAAAUUAUACAGAAAAAAGGUGUCAAAGUUAUCGCCAAUGCUGGAGGGGUGAAUCCUACAGCCUGCGCUCUAGCAUUGAAAGCCAUCUGUGAACAGGCCAAUGUUCAUCUCAAUAUUGCUGUGGUCAGCGGAGAUGACCUCAUGGAUCAGGCAGCAGAUCUUCUGAAUUCAGGAGUCACAGAAAUGUAUAGUGGAAUCACCAUGCCAAAGACAGUCACCAGCAUCAAUGCAUACUUUGGUGCUGGUCCUAUAGCUCGAGCGUUAGACCUUGGUGCAGAUAUUGUAGUGACAGGGAGGUGUGUUGACAGCGCUCUCGUACUGGGGCCACUCCUUCACAAGUUCAAAUGGAGUUUUGAUGAUUUUGAAAGAUUUUCGCAAGCAAGUUUGGCUGGUCACCUCAUUGAGUGUGGUGCACAGGUGACAGGUGGCAUUUUCACAGACUGGCACACUGUACCAGACUGGUCGAACAUAGGGUUCCCAAUUGUUGAGUGUGCAGCAGACGGCAGUUUUGUUGUUACUAAACCACCUGGUACUGGGGGUCUGGUUUCCAAGGGAACAGUUUCCGAGCAACUUCUGUAUGAGAUAGGUGACCCAGCCUGCUAUGAGUUGCCAGACGUUAAUGCUGACUUCAGUCAGGUCACCUUGGAAGAGGUAAAAGGUGUGCAGGACGCAGUGUUUGUGACAGGAGCUAAAGGCAUGCCACCGUCCUCAAAAUACAAGGUGAGUGCUACCUAUGCUGAUGGUUACAGACUGACCGCAGUGUGCUUUGUGAGGGGUCCAAGGUCGAAGCUCAAGGCCAUACGGACAGCUGAGGAGAUCAUAAAAAGAUGCCGCACUAUCUUCACAAGUCUUGGUUUGGCUGACUUCACCAAGGUGAACAUUGAGGCAAUAGGCUCAGAGAACAACUAUGGCCCUCUAUCAGCUCUGCCACAGGGUACUAGGGAAUGUGCCUUGUGGUUGGCAGUGCAUCAUCAGGACCAAAAAGCACUGAAUAUAAUGGCAAGAGAAAUUGCUCCUGCCGGUACUGGAAUGGCUCCUGGUCUGACUGCAAUUGUAGGAGGGCGUCCCAAAGUGUCACCAGUCUUGAAGUUGUUCUCGUUUCUGCAUGACAAAGACACGUUUAAGAUAGACAUUUCCAUGAAUGGAGAACAUCUGGAAACCUACACCCCAGCAAAAACAGUCUCACAGUCCAACAAAUGUUCGAGACCUGCUCAGUUGAUUGCGUCCAUUUCUAACGCAUGCAAGGGCUCGCACUCUUACAGACUUGAGGACCUUGCAUACACCAGAAGUGGAGACAAGGGGAAUAACUGUAAUAUUGGUGUUGUAGCCAGACACCCUGCCUAUCUGCCGUACUUGAAGGCUGCUCUGACAGAACAGUCUUUGGCCCAGUACUUUUCACACCUCAUGGAGGAUACAGACUGGGCCAAGAAAGUCACAAGGUAUGACUGUCCAGGCAUCCAUGCUCUAAACUUUGUGCUUCACAACUCCCUUGGUGGAGGUGGUAUUGCCUCUCUACGCAGUGACCCACAGGGAAAGGCCUAUGGCCAGAUGCUGUUGGAUUUUCAACUCCACAACAUGCCAUCACUGGAAGACCUCAGGACAUAACAGCAGAGCCAUGUGCUAAUGGGCAAAGAAUUGUUUUACCAUGUUUAAGGAACUGAAUAUUCUACCAUUUUAGAUUUGCAUUUGUUUAGUUCUCUAGACGUGAAAUCUACAAUUGGUCAUUCAUUAAAAUGUAUGUUUUGGUACAUCAUCCCUACUCUGAAUGUCUGUAUACAUGCUGUGGUACAUGUUGUCACAAUGUCUGUAUACAUGCUGUGGUACAUGUUGUCACAAUGUAUACAUGCUGUGGUACAUGUUGUCACAAUGUCUGUAUACAUGCUGUGGUACAUGUUGUCACAAUGUCUGUAUACAUGCUGUGGUACAUGUUGUCACAAUGUCUGUAUACAUGCUGUGGUACAUGUUGUCACAAUGUCUGUAUACAUGCUGUGGUACAUGUUGUCACAAUGUCUGUAUACAUGCUGUGGUACAUGUUGUCACAAUGUCUGUAUACAUGCUGUGGUACAUGUUGUCACAAUGUCUGUAUACAUGCUGUGGUACAUGUUGUCACAGUUAAAUAAGAUGUAUAUGAGCCUCACUUUGGGAAAACAGGGUUAAAUGCAUGUGCGUUAAGUGUCUUCCCAAGGGAUGAAAUAUUGCACCAAAAAUGGAUUUUUGCAUAGAAGAGACUUUCUUUAACUAAAAAUACCAUAAAAAAGAAAGUUGUGCCCUUUAACGACUACACAGGAAAGAACUAAUGACAUUUUUAUGCACAUGCAUAAAGCCCAAUGUUUACACAAUGAGGCUUAAAAUUCUGUCGUCAAGCAAAUUCUUAUCGAGAUAAGCAAAUCAUAUUUGUACUGCUAAUUACAGUGGUUCUACUCAA
Molecule: messenger RNA, 2805 nt
Organism: Dreissena polymorpha
Lineage: Eukaryota; Metazoa; Mollusca; Bivalvia; Myida; Dreissenidae
Exons: 19
Coding region: 42-1985 (647 amino acids)
Source: RefSeq, a predicted model, not a curated record